AAUCUAUAGUUAUAGUAAAAUUUACAAAUUUUGCUCGCAUUCCUUGCAUUAAGUCAUUUACGAAUGUGUACGGGUUGUGUGUACGGGUUGUGUGUACGGGUCAAGGUUACAAACAAAGACUGUUGUGGUCACAGCCAUAUUGUAAGAAGACAAGGCGUACGAUUGCGCAUGAUACACCUCUCUUGUCUCCUCCCGACAAACAUCUGGAUUUAAAAAUGUCGCGUGUUUCUGCCUUGUGUGUUUCGGUCAUGACAAUCGAAUCGUGCUGAACGCGCGGAUCAGAUAUUAAAAUAAUAAUAAAUUUCUCUAGUGACAUUUUAUAAAAUAUUGUAUACAAUAUUCUUCGCGAAUCAACGUUUUUCACCAGUACGCAUCAAAUCUCACAUCCGAGUUGUAACCUUCAGAACACGUGUAUCGAAACAUAACUGCCUUUCUGACACGUGUCUGUUAUGUGAUGGAAACUUACACGACGGGAAUGAAGAAAGAACUUCUCAUCCGUUAACGUGCGAAAUAUUUAGAAUUGUCUGGAAAGCUGAAGACACAAUUAAAGUGAGACGAAAAAGAGAAAAAAUUAAAGAAAUUAUUAUCAUCAGUUAUAGCACCGGUAGAUUACCAGUGUAAUCAUUAAAUAUGAGUGAUAAUGUGGAAACUCGUCACACCUGGAUUGAAACGCCAUCUUUCAUAGAAGAACUAAAAGAAAAAUGUGAAAAAAUCUCUCUAAAAAUAAACGUUUUACUUAAGCAAGAGAUAAAUAAAAAUCAUUUUACAUUGCGAGAAAGAAAAAAGCUUAGCGUUGAAGAUGUUAAAGUUGAAUUCGAAAGACAAAUCUAUUUUUUAUCAUCUUGGGAAAAAUGCAAUACGAAAGAUUUUUCGGAAAAAUAUAAAAAAAUACAAAGUAUGUUUACAUCGUAUAAUAAUUCUCGUUUUCCAGAUGUUUUGAAAGAUUUUAGUUAUGCAUCUAUUAAUCAAUCACAUGAGCGCGAUCAAACAAACAACUUUGCAUUAAAUAAAAAUAUAGACAAUUUAGAUAUCACUAAACAACAAAAAGAUGGAGAAUGUUUAAAACAUGUAACAAACAAACUUAAAAAGUUUAAAUUAAAUUCAGGAGAAAACAGCACUACAAUAUACAAUUCUAUGAAUAUGAGAAAAAAGACAAGAAGAGGGAAGAGAACAUUAAGAACAAAGAAAUUUAAAAAUAUGUUGUUCUCAUCGAUAGUAAAUUUUUCAUAUAAAGAAGAAGAUAAGAUAUUUGUCAGUAAAUAUCAGAGUAUAUACAUCCAGUUAUGUAAAAUGGUUUUUGAGUUUAAUUAUAUAUUAAAAGUACACAGUGCUUUAAUAAUAUUAAGUAAAAAAAUUGAAAAGCUAAUAAAACAAUAUACAAAACAAUGCAAUUAUCAAGACUUACGUUACAUAUUCAAUAUUAUUCGGAAUUCUUUCAAAAAUUGCAAAACAGAACUUAAUUCGUACAUAGCUAAUAUACAUGAAAACGAAUAUGUUUGGAAAUUGUGUUUAGACACGUAUAAUCAAACGCUGCAAAACGAAAAAAAAAAACUAUGGAAACUUCAAGUAAAAAAUCAAAGCAAACAUGAGUACUUUUUAAAAUAUAAUUCAUUAAUUGAAAUGAUAAAAGAAUAUUAUCAUAAAUUGACACUACAAAUAAAAGAAUGUGAAUUAAUAAUAAUGGAGUUGGAAGUCAAAAAAAAAGACAUCGUGAUGGAGAUAGCGAUGCUUACCAGUUACAUUUGCAAACUCAAAAUAAGAAAUGAAGAUGUAAAGGAGAAAAUUACUUCGAAUGAUAUAAAUACAUUAAUAAGUCAUCUAACUGCAUGUAAUCUUGUAAAUGAUAUAAGUGCUACAUUGAAGGCAAAACGUAUUCAAAUUCAUCGUACAGUUUAAU
Messenger RNA from Pseudomyrmex gracilis, 1897 nucleotides. RefSeq lists its product as uncharacterized. The transcript has 3 exons. The record is from RefSeq and is a predicted model, not a curated record. Lineage: Eukaryota; Metazoa; Arthropoda; Insecta; Hymenoptera; Formicidae. The coding region runs from base 631 to 1896 and encodes 421 amino acids.